AUGCAUCGCUGGAACAAGAACACCAUCCAAUCCAGUCAGAGUCAAGAAUCUUCUCGCCCCAUCGCCUUCGAAGCAUCGGCUCCUUCCAGCACCAACAGUCAUGAUUCAGCAUCUACGAGUGUCGAUCCUUUCCUCCUGGAUUUUGGCACAUCCAUCAACGUGACCGAGGACCUUCGCCGCGAAAUUCGCUCCGAGAUUCAAGAAAUUGUUGCCAAGCUUGCCAAGGGAACCCAAGCUCAUCAGCAGGAGCAACGCCUCCAAAAGCAGCUCCAACAAGAUCUUCACCAUACCUUUUGCGAAAUGCGCAAUCUAAGCCGAGGAGCCGCCGAUCGUUUGGAGGAUGCCCAAGUCCAUUCUAGCUUCUUGAACGGAUUGGAUACAACACUCAACACGGAUGUAGCCCGUCCCACAGGCGUGUUGCCCGAAUGUCGAAAGAGUCCCGUCAGUGUCCUAGAUACUUUGAAUGUUACUUCAUUGAAAGACCCACCUUCUCCUGAUGUCUCCGAAGGGCAGGAAAAGUCUGGUUCUUCCAAGACCAACCAAGAAGUCUUGAAGGAAAAAGAGGAAAUGCUCAAGCAACUAGUCCAAUCCAUUCAAGAACAGACAACACAAGGCGACAAACUCCGCAACCAAAAUCAAAAUUGGGUGAUGGAAAAGAAUCGGACUUUGGAACGCAUUCAAUCCGAAGGCUUGGUGGCCGUCCUCGAACAAACCCAGCAGAAGAACCAGCACGCUCACGUCGAUGUCCAGAAUGAAUCACAGCGUCGUGACCAGCUCGUGGCAAAGGUACAAUCGGUCCGAUCCCAAUGUGGAAACCAUGCCCAACAAUUGGCAGACAAGACCAAGGAGAUCAAAGCACUCAGAGCCGACAACGAAGUCAAACAAGUAGACAUGAAGUCGAAGGUGGCCAAUGCGGCUGAUUCUCUUUCGAAGCAAAAGGAAGAACUUGGAGCCACCAAGUCCUCUCAUGGACUAGUGAAGUCACGAAUGGAAGAGCUGAAACAGCAGGAAGCAUACUACAACGACUUCUGUCAAGCUCGCAAGACUCAUGAAGAAACUCUUAGAACAGAACAGGAAGAAAACGGGAAACUACUCCAGCUGCUCGAGACACUCACUGCCGAACAAGAAAAGGCCAAUCAAGAACUCGAGGAGUCCAAGGAGGCCUUGGGGAAUGCACAGCAGCUCCACGACAAGGUCUUCAAGAAGAAGGCGGAAAACGAUCGACUAGAAGAAACUGUGAUGAAGUCUGGAGAAGAAGAACGCUCUCGUUUGGCUCAAGAGAAGGAGCAACUUGCCACUCAAAUUGGAAAGCAUCACGCUGCACUGGUCCAAGCCCAAAACGAGCAGAAAGAAACCUUGGCCAACAAGAUGGAGACCAAGAAUGAAGUGUCCCUGAAGGUAGCCAGGUUGGAAUCCGAAUUGAAGGAGAAGCAAGAUGAAGUCAAAACUCGGGCUUCCGCAAGACAAAUCACCAAGGGCAUGUUGGAACAGGAACUUCAGACGAUGAUCGACAAGGAAGAGCAGAUUCGCUCUGAGCACAAGACCAAAAUGGAGACGCUCCAGGCUGCUCAUCAAGCCAGCCAAGUAGCUGCCAAACAAGCAUUGGAAGCAGCCAAAGAAAAGGCGAAGCUACAGAUGGCCAAGGAGAGACGCUUUUUGGAGACCAUUCAAAUUGGUGCUAAAAUCAUCGAAAAAGCCAACGAAAAAGAAGAGAAACUCAACGAUGACAUUGUCUUCAUUUAG
This is a messenger RNA of Cylindrotheca closterium, 1743 nucleotides long. NCBI's taxonomy places the organism in Eukaryota, Bacillariophyta, Bacillariophyceae, Bacillariales, Bacillariaceae. The record is from the annotation of a GenBank genome assembly.